This is a messenger RNA of Cynara cardunculus var. scolymus (artichoke), 3169 nucleotides long. RefSeq names its product multiple RNA-binding domain-containing protein 1. Lineage: Eukaryota; Viridiplantae; Streptophyta; Magnoliopsida; Asterales; Asteraceae. The coding region runs from base 360 to 2855 and encodes 831 amino acids. Gene Ontology annotation, molecular function: RNA binding. The record is from RefSeq and is a predicted model, not a curated record. The transcript has 18 exons.
CCUCUCGCAGUCUCGCUCUCGCAUGUGGCUGCCCUCUCUCGUCUGCGGCUACCCUCUCUGGCUCUCUCGUCUGCGGCUGGCCGGCUGCCUGCCUGCAUCUCUCGUCGGCCGUCGCUCUCUGCGAGUCUGCGGCUCUGCCUCUCGCUACAGACUUGUGAGGUACGGGAAAAGAGGUAGAGGAAAGUAAUUUGCUGCAGAAACUAUCAGAAGCUUGCAUUGUUGAUUUCUCUUAGAUUGACUCUUCAACUGCACAAACAGGUCCUUUUAAAAAUUUGACUCUCCCACACACUCAUGGGUCAUUCAUUAUCAGACAGUCAAGCAUUACUUAGCUUUGUAUAGUUUCUAUUCCAUCAGCAAUUAUGUCUCGGAUAUGUGUCAAAAAUUUGCCAAAGCAUGCAACAGAGGAACGCCUUCGAGAUUAUUUCUCUCAGAAAGGAGAAGUGACUGAUGCCAAGCUCAUGCGGACCAGAGAUGGUAAGAGCAGACAAUUCGGCUUUGUUGGAUUCCGGAGUGAGAAAGAAGCUGCAGAAGCUCUCAAAUUCUUCAAUGGUUCUUUCAUGGAUACUUAUAGGAUUACUUGUGAGAUUGCUCGCAAGGUUGGGGAUCCAGAAAUGUCACGUCCAUGGAGCCGGUAUUCUCUGAAGAACCAAGAGAAGUCUGUUGAGAAAAAGGAAUCUGUUAGUUCUGUAAGGUCAAGUGGCAAAGUUACGGCUGAGGUGAAAAAUGACACCGAGAAUGGUGACCUUCAGUUUCAGGAGUUCCUUCAGGUCAUGCAACCCCGUACAAAAUCGAAGUUAUGGUCGAAUGAUCUUCUGGAAGCCGCCCCUUCUGGGGACCAAGGAAAAGAUAGUAAAGCGGAAGGCAAAAAGCAGUUGCAUUCAAAAUCUGCCAAGUUGGAUGAAAUCAAUGAUAGACCAGAUGGGGUUUCAGAUGAUCGAGUUGCUGAGAGGGCAAGUAGUGUGGAGCAUGAUAAAGCUGUCUCAGAUAUGGAUUACUUUAGAAGCCGGGUAAAGAAAGAUUGGUCAGAUACAGAUAGUGAUGAUGAUGUGAAUGGGGAUGUAGAGGAGGUUGAGAAUGAUGAUGACAAUCUCAAUAAAAGAAUCAACAAUCCUGGUAUUCAAAAAGGCCAGGGAAAGGGGCAACUUGAUUUUCCUAAAACAGAUGCUGAAGAGACUGUGGAUGAUGGGUCAACUGAAAAACUUGGUGACAUGGAUCAUGUGGAUGAACCAUCAUCAAGUUUAGAAGAUGAAGAUGAUGUCCUACAAACUGGUCGUCUUUUUGUUCGUAAUCUGCCAUAUACUGCUACGGAAGAUGAUCUACGAGAGCACUUCAGCAAGUUUGGCAGCGUAUCUCAAGCCCAUCUUGUGGUUGAUAGAGAUACAAAGCGAUCAAAGGGGAUUGCUUACAUUCUCUAUGCACUCCCAGAAUCUGCAGCUAGGGCACUAGAAGAUCUGGACAAUUCUAUCUUUCAAGGAAGACUACUGCACAUUAUGCCAGCAAAGCAGAAAAUUAUUCCUGUGAAAAAAGAUGAUUCCGCCAAUCAUUCAAAGACAUUUAAGCAACAGAGAGAGGAAAAGAGGAAGAAAUCUGAAAUUAGUGGAGAUACAAGAGCAUGGAACAGUUUAUUCAUGAGACCAGAUACUGUUGUCGAAAACAUUGCUAGGGAAUUUGGUACAAGUAAAAGUGAACUACUUGAUCGUGAAGCCUCCGAUGUAGCUGUACGUAUUGCAUUGGCAGAAACUCAAGUGAUUGCAAAGACAAAAAAGGCUCUUGUAAAUGCUGGUAUUAACGUAGCUUCGUUAGAGAAUUUUGCCAGUCAAAAAACAGAGGGUGUUAAAAGAAGCAACCAUGUUAUACUGGUUAAGAAUCUGCCCUAUGGUUCUUCUGAAAGUGAAUUGGCUAGCAUGUUUGGAAAAUUUGGGAGUAUUGACAAAGUUAUUCUCCCUUCAACCAAAACUCUGGGCUUGGUGGUUUUUCUUGAACCUGGUGACGCUCGUGCAGCAUUUAAAGGUUUAGCGUACAAGCGGUACAAAGAUGCUCCACUUUAUUUGGAGUGGGCCCCUGCUGACAUCCUUAGUCAAGAUCCAACGGCUGUUGCUGAUGAAAAUGAAACUUCAAUUGUGGGGGAACACGAAAGCAAGCGAGCAUUACUAGAGCAACAAUUGGAAGGAACAGCCAUUGCUGAUAUUGAUACAGAACGAGUUGAGUCACGGUCGCUUUUUGUCAAGAAUCUGAACUUUAGAACCACCGAUGAGAUUUUGCGGAAACAUUUUGUUGAGCACAUUAAGGAAGGAAAACUCCGUAGCGUCAGGAUAAAGAAGCACUUGAAAAAUGGGAAAAACGUCUCGAUGGGUUUUGGAUUUUUGGAGUUUGAUUCUGUGGAUACCGCGAUACAUAUUUGCAGGGAUUUACAGGGAACAGUUUUGGAUGGACAUGCUCUCAUAUUACAAUUAUGUCACGUUAAGAAUGAUGAGAGAGUGAAAGAGAAGGUGGACAAGGAUCAAAGUUCAACAAAGUUAAUUGUGAGAAAUGUAGCUUUUGAGGCUACGGAGAAAGAGUUGCGGCAAUUGUUUAGUCCAUUUGGUCAGAUAAAGAGUUUAAGGCUUCCAACAAGGUUCGGGAAGCAUAGAGGUUUCGCUUUUGUCGAGUUUGUAACCAAGCAAGAGACAAAGAAUGCCCUUCAAGCUCUAUCAAACACUCAUUUAUACGGGCGCCAUCUGGUGUUGGAGAGAGCCAAGGAAGGAGAGAGUUUGGAAGAGUUACGGGCUCGAACCGCUGCCCAAUUUGUGGACGAGAGUACUAGUUUUCAGAACCCAACAAAACUUUCUCUAAAGAGGAAGCAACUUGAUAUCUAGGAAAGGAUCAAGAUGGAAACAAGGAAAGGUUGGUGCUUAGAUACUAAUACUAUGCUCUUAGUAGCCAAGUUCAGUUUUGUAGAAUGCUACAUUGGAAAUUAGGAUCAUUUUUGCAUCUUUUUUUUUGGUGUUAUUUUGUAUUUCUUUCUUUAUAUACGUCGUCUAAAUGUAGGCAUGUCUUGAACUGUGUGUGCGGAGGAGUCUGGAUUGCGCUAUACGACCAUCCAACGUUCUAUGAACUUUGUAUAAACAUGUGGUAGCACUUAAUUGGGUGUUUUAUUACAAUUUUUUGAAGUUGGACUUAAUUUUCUUUU